AUGUCUCGUCGGAGGCCAUCUAAUUGCCCACUUUCAUGGGAAGUAGUAUUUCUUGUUGCUGACCACCUUGACCCAAAAACCCUAGCCAUGGCUUCAUGUGUUUGCAAGUCGUGGUCCAUUACCAUGUCUUCAGAAUACCUUUGGAAACAAAUAUGCACCACCCAUUUCCCCUCCAUCUCCAACCUCCGAGCAGUAGACCCCGCCGUGCCCUACCGCCGCCUCUACGCUAUCGGCUACGAAUCCGUCAAACGCAGGCUCCGGGAGCCUCUAAAGCCCCGCCUUUCCCUCGCCGACAUCAUAUUCACCAUCGACAUAGUCCACCUCGGCACUUCUCGAGUUGUCACCAUUGUCAAGCCCGGUGGCGAACUCGAUAUCGUUCCGUACGGAUUGUUUAGGUUUUAUAUUGAGCUUGAGGAUGAUGAUGAUGAUCAUAUGGUGGUGUUUGAUGCGUUAGAGGAUGACCUGAAGUUCACAUGGAAUGUGGUUUUGGGAGGAUUUAAAGGAGUAUUUACGGUGAUGGACGUGUGUAAGGGGAAGGGAUGCUUUAAGGGGACGGAAGGGUGGUUCUUGGUGGACGUUCCGUCAUGUUUUUCUGGUGUGACCACACAUACUGAGUUUAAGGCAGAAAUUAAAUUAGGGUUAAGAAGUAGUAAUUGGGGUCAUGAAAAGAUGGUGAUAGAGAAGUUGAGUGUGGGUGCUUUGAGUGUCAUGGGUUGGAGAUAUGCAAGCAUGGAUGAUGUUCUUAGAUACUUGCAACAUUUUCUUUUUUGCUUACCGUAUAUAACAGUGUGGAAACCAAGUAGUGUAGUAACUUUAUUUUGUUUUAAAUACUGUAAUUUUAAUUUGUCCCUCGUGUUUAUAUGCCCUCUCCCUUUUAUUUUAUUUUUAUUUUAUCUUGUGCAAGAAACUUACACAACUAAUUAA
Molecule: messenger RNA, 924 nt
Organism: Cornus florida
Lineage: Eukaryota; Viridiplantae; Streptophyta; Magnoliopsida; Cornales; Cornaceae
Product: probable F-box protein At5g04010
Exons: 1
Coding region: 1-924 (307 amino acids)
Biological process (GO): gibberellic acid mediated signaling pathway; SCF-dependent proteasomal ubiquitin-dependent protein catabolic process
Cellular component (GO): SCF ubiquitin ligase complex
Molecular function (GO): protein binding
Source: RefSeq, a predicted model, not a curated record